Molecule: messenger RNA, 756 nt
Organism: Sesamum indicum (sesame)
Lineage: Eukaryota; Viridiplantae; Streptophyta; Magnoliopsida; Lamiales; Pedaliaceae
Product: calcium-binding protein KIC
Molecular function (GO): calcium ion binding
Source: RefSeq, a predicted model, not a curated record
AAAAUAUAAACUAUCCAGACCCUCCAUUUUCCAUGGGCUCAUCAUAUGGUUGCUCUUUCUACCGCGACAUGCUCCAUUCCCCUAUAAAACCCGAUCCCACUUUCCUCUUCCCUACAAGUGAAUUUCAUUCUCCCGACUCUUACUCAUAUGGAUUGCAAACAUGAUAGCAAAGAAUAUCAAGACUUGCUACCUGUCAUGGCAGAUAAGCUAGAUGUAAAUUCCUUUGUUUCCGAACUUUGUGGUGGCUUCCUGGUUCUGGCGGAUCAGGCUAAAGGGUUGAUCACCCCAACAAGUCUGCAAAAGAAUUGUGCUCUUCUGGGGCUAGAAGGGAUGAGUGAAGACGACGCAGAAGCUAUGGUACAAGAAGGGGACCUAGACGGGGAUGGAGCGCUCAAUGAAACUGAAUUUUGCAUUCUUAUGGUUAGACUCAGCCCAGGUAUGAUGGAAGAUGCUGAGACUUGGCUUGAUAAAGCCAUUCAAGGGGAGUUGCAGGGAACUUCAUCUUGAUUCUCUACACUCCUUUACUAGCCCUUCCUUUCCAUUUUGAUGAUGAUGCAUUCAGCUUUACUCCCUUCCAACCCUGUAUUGUUUGUACAUAGAUCAUGAAUUAUAGAGAUGCAUCUAUGAUUCCCAGUUGAGGACCUAAAAAGUGUGUGUGUUUGAGGUACCAGCAAUUCUUAAUAGAAACUAUGCAACAUGUGCUGUCCUCAGUUUUAUUUUCUAUCAAUCUCUAGUAAGAAAAAAUCAUUACGUUCA